Molecule: messenger RNA, 367 nt
Organism: Meloidogyne enterolobii
Lineage: Eukaryota; Metazoa; Nematoda; Chromadorea; Rhabditida; Meloidogynidae
Source: the annotation of a GenBank genome assembly
CCAGGGACCAAUGGAUACCAGGGACCGGUUAAUACCGGAUACUGGGGACCAAUGGAUACACGGGACCGGUUCAAACUUGAUACGUGGGACCAGACAGGAUACCCGGGACCGGACACAACCGGAUACUGGGAACCAGUCAGGAUACCCGGGGGAUACUCGGGACCGAAUACAAACCGGAUACUGGGGACCAAUGGAUACCAGGGACCGGAUACUGGGGACCAGUCAGGAUACCGGGACCGGUCACAACCGGAUACUGGAACCAGCCAGGAUACCCGGGGGUCGGAUACCAGGAACCAAUGGAUACUCGGGACCGAAUACAAACCGGAUACUGGGGACCAAAGAUACCAGGGACCUAUUCCAUUUAUGA